Molecule: messenger RNA, 2546 nt
Organism: Wyeomyia smithii (pitcher-plant mosquito)
Lineage: Eukaryota; Metazoa; Arthropoda; Insecta; Diptera; Culicidae
Product: protein 5NUC-like
Exons: 5
Coding region: 589-2445 (618 amino acids)
Biological process (GO): AMP catabolic process
Cellular component (GO): plasma membrane
Molecular function (GO): metal ion binding; 5'-nucleotidase activity; nucleotide binding
Source: RefSeq, a predicted model, not a curated record
GUUGGGGCACAGGUAAGCUUGGCUUGGUCACGCGUUCCGCUUCCACUGAGAGGACCCAUUCAGUGUCAUUUAAAACGCGAUCGUAGCCAUUCGUACGGUUGGGGAGGCUCGUGCGUGUCUUUCUUUUGGUGAUCGUGCAUUUUCAGCUGGUGUGAACUGAGUUCGUGGCAAACCCAAGCGAGUGACAUUCGUAUGCGGGGAAAAGGUGGUGUGUUUUGCUGCUGAAGACGACUUGUAAAGUGCGACCGUUUGUUCAUGUAAGUGUCAGUUUCGACGUUGGCAGAUAUUCAGAUGCUUGGAUAUCGGUAGCACAGUGGAUUUCUACUGAUAGCCAGAAUAGAAUGACGAAGAUAUUAAUUCAGUGAUAACAAAUUGGAAUAAAAAAUGGAAAUUGUUUCGUAACUGUGCUGGUACUUUUUGUUACGUGAAUCCACUAUCUAUGUGCAAUCAUUCAUAUUUCCAAUUGGUUGAAAACAGUAUUGUGUAUACGGUUGUUUACAGUGUUAAAUAUCAUCGUGAUAAAGUGUAAUAAUCCACAAACGGCGCCAUUAAGAAGCUUUCGUGAAACGUUCGACACUGACUGUAACGAUGACUAUCUUACGGAUACGAAACUUACCAAAGAUGCCACUGCUGUUGUUACUAGCGAUAACACUAUCGUCCCUGUCGGUUCGGGCCGCACCAAGGAGUGAGAAUUUCCAGUUGGUUAUUCUGCAUAAUAACGACAUGCACGCGCGCUUCGAACAGAUCGGUGCAUACGGGAACGACUGCCAGCCCAACGAUGUGACCAACAACCGAUGCUUCGGAGGAUUUGCUCGAGUGGCGCACAAAGUUCGUGAAUUCCGCAAAGCGGAAGCCGGUGGAGGAUUACCCGUACUUUACUUAAACGCCGGUGACAGUUACACCGGUUCACCGUGGUUCACCGUAUUCAAGGACAAUAUUACGGCCGCAUUUCUGAACAUUUUGAAGCCGGAUGCGAUAUCCCUCGGAAACCACGAGUUCGAUCUCGGUGUGGAAGGUCUGGUGCCCUUCCUGAACGAGGUGGACUUCCCGGUGCUGGCCACCAAUCUGGACCUGUCGGAAACGCCCAGCAUGCAGAACACAAAAUCGCUCGCCAACUCGAUCGUGUUCGUCAAGGAGAGGGUGAAAAUCGGAGUCAUCGGUUAUCUGACGCCGGAGACGAAGCAGCUUGCACCGACCAAUACGGUCCUGUACACGGACGAGAUUGAGGCUAUCAAUAAAGAAGCUGCUGUACUCAAAGCUCAGGGUGUCAACAUCAUUAUUGCUCUGGGACACAGUGGCUUGGAUCGAGACAAAGAAAUCGCAGCGGGUUGUCCUGAUAUCGACAUCGUCAUCGGUGGGCAUUCGCAUACUUUCCUCUACACCGGGACGGCCCCCGAUAUUGACCAGCCGGAAGGUCCGUAUCCAGUGGAAGUGACCAAUGCUGCAGGUCAAGUCGUUCCGGUUGUUCAAGCGUAUGCUUAUACCAAAUAUUUGGGUCACAUGAACGUUGAGUUCGAUCCCAGCGGUAAGCUGGUGUCCUACGAUGGCAAACCCAUACUGUUGAACGGCGCUGUCGAAAGGGAGUCUGAUGUAUUGAAGCUGUUGGAGGUCUAUCGACCCGGUGUCCUAGCUCUGGAUGAAGUCAUUGGAGAGACGUUAGUCCUGCUGGAUGCCACGAGAUGUCGCUUCGAAGAAUGCAACAUUGGAAACAUGAUUGCGGACUCGAUGGUAAUGACAUACGCAGCAAGUGUGGAGGAAACUUCGAGAUACUGGACUGAUGCGGCGAUUGCUUUCGUGCAAGGGGGAGGAAUACGGUCUUCUAUCGAUUCAGGGGAUGGCAAUAUCACCAAGCGAGACUUGAUGACGGUGCUUCCUUUUGGGAAUGCAAUGAUACUGGCGGAAAUCACUGGAGCAACUAUUCGGGAAAUGUUGGAACACAGUGUCUUUCGAUACGAUGGUUCGCAAGGUUACGGCGAGUUUCUGCAGAUGUCUGGAGUGCAGGUCGUGUUCGACCUAAGUAAGCCUCCUGGUCAGCGAGUGGCCAGCGUAGAAGUGCGCUGUGCGCUCUGUUUGACGCCAACGUUUGCCCCGCUGUACGACUACGAUCGGCACAAGAUCAUCAUCAGUCAGUUCCUGUGGGAGGGAGGCGAUGGCUAUACGAUGUUUAGCGGUAGAAACUUCCGAGCGCUCGAGUGGAAUGAUUACGAAAUCACGGAACUAUAUCUGAAUCGAUCCUCGCCCGUGUAUCCGGCGAUCGAGUGGAGAAUUACGCUGCAGGGCCAGGUGAACCCCGAUGACUUGACAACGGCUAGUCCUGGCACGACGACACCCGAUGGAAGCACGACCACGGACGGAGACGGUGGUGCGGCUGGAGAACUGAGAGCUUCGCUGAUGGCGGUCGUAACGGUUGCAUUUAUUGGCAUUUGUUGGCGGAUGGUAUUCUGACGUGUAUUUGAGCAUAAUAUGAUGUGAUGUUCCUAUAUUUGUGGCUAGAAUGUACUUACUUUACGAUGGCAAGUAUUCCUAUAAGUGUACAAAUUAAAGCU